Messenger RNA from Hipposideros armiger (great roundleaf bat), 1749 nucleotides. RefSeq names its product nucleoporin 37 (gene NUP37). The transcript is spliced from 10 exons. The record is from RefSeq and is a predicted model, not a curated record. Gene Ontology annotation, molecular function: protein binding. Gene Ontology annotation, cellular component: nuclear pore outer ring. The coding region runs from base 616 to 1596 and encodes 326 amino acids. Lineage: Eukaryota; Metazoa; Chordata; Mammalia; Chiroptera; Hipposideridae.
CCAGCAGCCCAAGGGGUCGCGCCGCUUCGCCACCGACUGUCCCGGGCUCCCCGGGCGGUUUUCCACCCCUCUCCCCUCCGACCUCGGGCUCGGGGAGGCGGUAGCGGGGUCUCUCACGGGGCCUGCCUGACCCUGGGAGAGGCGUCGGGGCUCUUUGCAGUAACUCCUUUUAUUCCCUCCCUCCUCUACCCUGCAAGUGCAGCCCGCCCUGUGCUGUGAGACCCUGAUAAUGUAGUCAGAUGGGGCACUGUUUUAAUGAGCAACAGGGGACCGAGUAGCCUAACGUCGGAUCUUUCGCACGGUCCACGUCACUGUGCCUCAAAGGGCAUCUCACCUGCUGGUCACCCUUAACAGGUGUGCAGGCUGGGAUGCCCGCUUGCAAGGCUUCUAGUUGAUAGGCACCCUGAGGUGCGGCUCAUCUGAGUCUCAGUACAUACUCAUCAGGCACUUGAUGUGUUUGUUCGUGAGCCCAACUUUUGAAGACAGAUGCACCCAAUUCAAACAAGACAACGACAAAAAAAUAAAGUAAAAACCCAGCUCUUUAGAAUCGUUUCGUGACCUUGUGCAGUAGACGGCUGUUUUGUUUUUACAACUGCUCAAGCUUUGACAUACAAGAUGAAGCAAGAUGCCACAAGCAAUGCUACCUACUCUGUGGAUUGUGAAGAUUACGUGCAUGUGGUAGAAUUUAAUCCCUUUGAGAGUGGGGAUUCGGGAAACCUAAUUGCAUAUGGUGGCAAUAAUUACGUGGUCAUUGGCACAUGUACCUUUCAGGAAGAAGAAGCAGACGUUGAAGGAAUUAAGUAUAGAACACUGCGAACAUUUCACCACGGAGUCAGAGUGGAUGGCAUAGCUUGGAGCCCAGAGACCAGACUUGAUUCAUUGCCCCCAGUAAUCAAAUUUUGUACUUCAGCUGGUGAUAUGAAAAUUAGAGUGUUUACUUCAGAUCUUCAAGAUAAAAAUGAAUACAAGGUUUUUGAGGGCCAUUCAGAUUUCAUUAAUGGUUUGGUGUUUGAUCCCAAAGAAGGCCAAUCAAUUGCAAGUGUGAGCGACGAUCAUACCUGCAGGAUUUGGAGCUUGGAAGGAACACAGACAGCUCACUUUGUUCUUCAUUCCCCUGGAAUGAGUGUGUGCUGGCAUCCCGAAGAAACUUUUAAGCUGAUGGUUGCAGAGAAGAAUGGAACAAUCCGAUUUUAUGAUAUUUCGGCCCAACAGGCUAUUUUAUCUCUUGAAUCAGAACAGAUGCCAUUAAUGUCAGCACACUGGUGCUUAAAAAACACCUUCAAAGUCGGAGCUGUUGCAGGGAAUGAUUGGUUAAUUUGGGAUAUUACUCGGUCCAGUUACCCUCGAGAAAAGAGACCUGUCCACACAGAUGGAGCCUACUUAUUCAGGUGGUCCACAGCUAAUGAACACUUAUUUGCUACCACUGGUUAUCCUGGUAAAAUGGCAAGCCAAUUUCAAAUCCAUCAUUUAGGACACCCUCAGCCCGUCCUCACAGGUUCUGGAACCGUUGGAUCUGGCCUUUCCUGGCAUAGAACUCUCCCACUGUGUGCAAUUGGAGGAGACCACAAGCUGUUAUUUUGGGUGACUGAAAUGUAAAAUAAAUUUUCUGGAUACCUUAGAUCCAUAAACUUUGUAUUUUUAGUACAUAUUUUGGAGAAUUCCUUAUUUUUAUACCAAAUAUACUGUAAGCUCUAGAAAUAUCACAAUUGUUGUUUUUAUUAAAUAAAAUGUUGAUGGUUUGAAAAAUUA